AAUUAAAAUAAGUUAAAAGUUAAGAGGCACUUUUUACGCAUCUCUAGAGUCAUCUGUCUAUUAGGAACUGCACCUUCGGACCUUGCAAUGUACUGUAGUUGCAUUCCAGAUCAUCUGCUCAAAAAUAAUGUUUUUCCGGAAUUUAAACAAAUCUCAUGAUGGAGAUGUUUCAAAAGUAGACAUGCCCAACCAUUAAUUAAUUGAAAUUUAGCGGACCCACGAUGCAGCCAUUUUCUUCCUCAGAGUGCCACUUCUUCACACAUACUGUAGACCGUACACUUCAGACAAAACACUGACAUGGAGUACAGUUACAGAAUACAUUUCAAAAAACAGUCACUGGCCGUUUUUUGAGGCACUGUCGUUCUGCAGACAAUAUAAAGACUAUACAACCCAAAGUUUCAACUGGCUGCGGAAGAGGAUGAGUUCAUUACUGCAUAGACGGGCGAGUCAUCUGGUUGGAUUUUGGAAGUGGAAGAGGAGAGCAGAUGUUUGUCUCUGCUCAUGCACACGAUUUAACUACAGGAAUGUUGUCUCUACUACACCAGAACCAGAUCAGAUUGAGAUUCACAAGAGAAAGCUGCUUCUAUGGUUCAGCCACCUACCACAGGAGGAAAAGCAGUUUGGGGGUUACUUCAGCCCAGAGACAAUGCAUGUCGAUCCACUGAUCCUGGAGAAGAAUCCUGAGGAGAGAGCAGGACUCCUCGGCUCCCCUCUCAAAAUCCAGGCUUCCUCCGGCAACUCUGUGGUUGUGGAGCAGCUCUUUGAGUUCAAUGAAGGCCAGAGCGAGAACAGAGGAAUCAAUGUGCUGUUGUAUGGUGCUGUGGGUACAGGAAAAAGCACAAUUGUCCGAAAGCUUGUGCUUGAUUGGUGCGCUGGGACCACACUGACGCACUUUAAGCUGCUGAUUCCAUUCUCCUGUGAGGAUCUUGGUGAGCUUACAAAGGUUGCAUCUUUGAGAGACCUGGUGACUAGGAAGUACCUCCAUUUGAAAAAACACCCUCUGCUCAGUGGGGAGGGAAAUCAGGCCAAGGAUGUUCUCUUCCUAUUUAAUGGGAUGGAAAAGAUGAAACUUGACUUCCGGAUUGGAUCCACAGAGCUAUGCAGUGACCCAAAUGAGGCUAUGUCUGCAAGUGCAGUUGUGGUCAACCUUCUCCGCAAGUACCUGCUCCCCGAGGCAAAUAUCCUGGUGACCACCAGGCUGUCUGCCUUGGACCGCAUUCCUCCAAAAUAUGUUAAUCGCUAUGCACAGAUUUGUGGUUUCAAUGACCCAAACCGCCAGCGUGCCUACUUCACCAGCCGCCUGCUGCAGCAAAGUGGGGAAUCCGCAAAAACACUUGAAGCUCAGGCUCUUGUAGAGCUGCUUUAUCUCAACCUUCAGAGGGAGAGCCAGUUGGCUGCAGCCUGUUUUCUGCCCUCCUACUGCUGGCUCACGUGUGCCACUUUACACUUCUUGCAUUUCACGGACGCUAUGGCACCCAUUCGCACUCUGACUGGCAUAUACUCCAGUUUCCUUAGGCUCAACUUUGGAGGAGAAGUACUGGGCAAAACAACAGGGACAGUUGGGUCGAAUCAGGAUCAACAAAAUUCCUUGAUGUUGUAUGUUGUUCGGACAGUUGGCAAACUUGCCUAUGAUGGCGUAACAUACAAACGCACUUCAUUCUCAGAAAAGGAGCUGGAGCAAUGGAUAGGAGGAAAGACCAAAACGGACGAAGAGUUACGUCAGCUGGCAGUGUUCAGAACUGACGUGCUUGACUUCUUCCUGGCUCCCUGUGUUGAAAGUUGCAAGCAUUUACCAGCAGAGCUUAGUGAACAAGAUGAGAGGCGAUACGUGUUUGCUGUUCCCGCCAUGCAAGAAUACCUGGCAGCACUCUAUGUGGUUCUAGGGGAGAAUAAAUCUGCUCUGGAGAAGCUGACCAAGCAGGUGUCUGUGGCAAUUGGUCAGGCAACUGAAGAUGUCAGUGCCAUUGUGAAUAUAUUUUCCAAGUUCAUCCCUCUCAGAAUAUUUGCAGUCUUUAAUCUACUUAAGCUUUUUCCAAAACUUUAUGAGAAAAUAAAAACAAAAAACAAGAGCAACAUUGCGAGGACAAUGGCCGCUGAGAUGUUCCGCAAAGAGGAUAGCCACAAUGAAGAUGUUCUUGAUCAAGUGGAGCAAAGUCUCCUGGGAGUACAUGGCCCACCAUCACAACAGCAGAGUGAGGCUCAGCCGUUUGAGCUCUACCCAAUCUUUAUGGGUGGACUGUUACAUUAUGGUAACCGGGUCCUUCUUCAGCAAAUUGGAUGUCACAUUAAGAGUUCCACUGUGGCUCAGAUCACACAAGCUCUUCGGAAUUACCUUGUCAGAGAAAUCAACAAACCACAGCCACCAGAGGAGUUGAUGGAUCUGUUGGUCCUUCUGUAUGAAUUUCAAAAUCCCAGACUGACUGCAGAGGUCCUGGCUUCAAUCAGAACUAUUUGCCUCAACAAUAUACGCAUGACCACACUCAAAUGCUUUGUGUUGAGUUCUGUGCUCUCGUGUGCCCCUUCGAGUUAUCAACUGGAAGAGUUGGAUCUCUCCUCCUGUCUCCUAACUAAGGACAUGCUCAAAAUGUUGUGGCCUGCCUUUAAACAUACUAGGAACCUCAAUCUGCAGUAUAAUAGCCUUGGUCCUGACUCCUGCAUCUUCCUGAGAGACCUGCUACUAGACCCCAAAUGUUCUAUUAGAGCUCUACAACUGUGCGACAAUCCUCUGCUGGAGUCUGGAGCCUGCACCCUUCUUCAGGCCCUUCCAGAAAACCAGUCCUUGAGGAAUCUGUCCCUGAUGCACACAGGACUUGGGGACCGAGGGGCCCUUGAGCUGGCUGAGAGGCUUCAGCAGCACACUGGACUCCAGGAGCUCAACGUCGCCUAUAACAACAUCGGCGAUAAUGUUGCUCUAACCCUGGUGGACGCCUGCAGGGAACAUCCCAACAUUCACACUUUGCAUUUGUACCUGAACCCUCUGAGUGAUGUUGGCAAGCAGUCCCUGUAUGUCCGGGGCGUUUCCAAGUCUCACAGCGGCAGUGGCCGCAGAGUCAAAGUCCUGGCCUCAGUCACGGAGGGUUCAGACCUCUCUGAGGACUGGCACCCCAUUCUCAGUGUGAUUCGUGAGAAUGCAUCAUCUUGGGAGAGGGAGCGUCUACAACAGCAGCUUAAGGUGUUCCUCAGGGAUCUAGAGUGGGGACGUCAGCAGCAGCGGAGCCUCUGGAAAAAGUUACACUUCCGCAGGGUGGAGAAGGGCGUCCGGCAGACCCUGCAGAUGCUGGAGAAGGACACCCUACCACCAUCCGUGUGAUCCCUGAAAGCAAGAAAUGACUGGGCGACAAAUUUGUGUUUGCAUGCGAGUGUGUGUGACUAAAUCAGUUACUAGUUCAAAGGGGCUAAAGCAAUCUGUAAUUUUUAAAUUAAUUGACAAAUGAAUUGUUACAAUGGUAAAGGACUAUGAACGUCACCACUUGCUGUGGUGGGGUUAACGAACUUAACUGUGUGCACAUGUAUGUGUUGCCCAGACAAGUGCACUUAUUUGGAAUUUUGCUUAUCAUUCACAAUUCCUAUGUGGGACAAGAACACAUAUGUUUUGUGUUCCUUUAAGGCUUUAUGGGCGAGAGAGAUAAAUCCCAUUGGCUGCAUUGUUAGCCGUGUAUUACAAAUUAGAAUGCAUGAAAAAGAGACAAAUGUCUCACAUUGGGAUUGUGAAUGAUGGGUAAAAUUUCCCCCCAAAAAUGCACAGUUCACCUUUAAGUGUUAUACUGUACCAGGAUAUAUGACAGAUCCACUGAAAAAUUAAAAAUAACAUGUUUUUACUGAAUAAGGCACCCAAAAUAUACUGUACAUGAAUAAAUGUUUUUGGACUUCACAAAAUGUGAACUUUGGGCCAGUAUUUCUUUUUAGGAAUUGUCUGACUGAUUGUUCCCUCAUUAUAUCAGCUGUACAUUGUUUACUUUCCGUAGGACCUCAACAUGUUUGUAAUAAAUCAACACGGCAAAAAAAUGUGACAAAACAGUACGAAACACGUCCCACAUAUCCCUUUGACCCUCUUUAUCUCACAGGCUCGGGCUGCUUUGUGAGCAAACCCGUUCUCUGUUUUGUUUUAAAGCCUCGUCUUCUCAGAGCUGCUAGGAUUACCGUAGGGCAGGUCUAUUGAACUGGCGGACCAGGACCAAUCCUGCCCGCUAAUGACAACAUACCGGCCCCCAACUUCAGUUCAAAACUUGGGAGACAAAACAUUUUUGCAGCAAAUUCCUAAUUCCUUCUGUAUAGAGAAACUUGAACCACUAUUAACAGAUUUGUAGAUCCUUGCAUUGACAUUUUAACCUUGCUAGCAAACAAAACAUCGGGAUCCAAACUUGUGAUUUACAUAACUGAGACAUUCUUCAAAGCACCCCUUAGAUCUUCUCCUUCUUGGCAGUUACACUUUUUUUUCACCAUGUGAUUUAAGUAAUUAAGUACUGCUGCUGCUUGUUUGAUUCAGACGCAGUCAGUAGUGUUCCUCUCUUUUUCAUCCUUUUGGCUAUUCAACUUGUGGCCUGCGAUUUCGUUCAAAAAACUUGUGAGACACAUUUUUGCGGCAGAUACUUAAAAACACUAGAGUGCUAGCACAGAGAUGAUCUUUGACUAGCUUUUUGGUCCUUUAAAAACAGCAGCGCGCUCCUGUAACUGACAAAAUAAAUAGACCAAAAUCAAAUGUCUACUGUAGAAGACAAUAGUUGAAAUACAAAAUAAGACUAAUAGUGACGGGAGAGGUAACUUAGCUUUCUGGAAAUGUGGCACUCAAAAUAAUGUAGUUGUCUAUUCCUGCCAUACAGCAUAUUGCUUGAAAGUUAUUUUGAUUGAGUGAAUAGUUAAAAACCUAUGGUAGUUUAAAAAGAUCAUUAUAUGUCCUGUAAAGUUGGGCAAGAAUAAAAACAAUAACAGUACACGGGAACACAGGACAAAAUUUUCUCAUGCCUGAACGAAAUCUUCCCAAUGACAAACUGUGGAUGUGAAAUGAACGAUUAAAAUAUUCUCUUCCCUUUUUUGUUUCGGUGCAGACUUACUGUCUUCUAUUUUUUCUAACAAGUUUUCAUAAAGUAUUGUUACAAAGUGUUAAUAUUUUGUAAACACAAUUACAUUACAGUAAAAUGGUUACAAAAAGAAGUAGAUAAAUAUUUUAAUUACACCGAUAACACAAAGGCGGAGAUUACAAUUACAUAUUAAGCAGGCACUACAAUAAACCUGCACAUCCACACUAGACCUAAAUAUAAGAUACACAAAUUAUGAAAAUAAGACAUUUUACAAAUAACAUUACAUUAUGUGUGAUAAUAAAUUAAGCAAAAAGUCUAUUAUUAAAACAGCGGGAGUUUCCAUCACUAACCCAGUAAAUGUGAUGGCUUGGUAGGAGUAAUUGUAAAAAUUACUUGCCUUCAGGUAAAGUUCAAAAGUUCAGGGAUUUGUUACGCUGAUAUUGCAUGUAAUGAAGUUUGUAGGGUUAGAUUGCACCUGCAUGGUUCACAUUAAAGAAAAUUGUUACCAACUUGAUUGUUCCAUCCUUUUAUUGAUACAAGUUCACAUCUAACAAUGAAUAAGUGUCUUUUUUUUUUUUACAAGUACAUAUGCACACAUACACUCAUGCACAUAAUCACGUUUCAUCAAACAUAUUAAUGUUGUUGCCCUAGGGUAAACUGGGUAUAACACAUGGCACACUGACAAAGCUUAACCUAUUUUUACUAUAACAAUCUACAAGGUUAAUGUAGGUUGCUUCUCUUUCUUCCCCUCCAUUUUUCUACAUUCUUUCGUAUCUCAAAUUAUCAUUACGUACAGGUAUAUGUAUUGUUGCAUUUGAACAACUGUAUUGUUGAUAAUAAAGGUAAAGUAUUGGUAUUGUUCAUUAUCAAUAGCACUAUUUCUAUUGGUAUUUGUAUUGCUCCAUUUGUAGUGUAAUAAUGUUCAUUGUCAUUUCUGUAUUAUUUUUUAUUUUCGCCAACUGCUUAUUUGCUAUUACUUUUACCAUCAUAUUUGUACAUGUCAUAUUUGCUGAUGUUGCUCUAUUGUUGUUGUUGUGUUUGCUGUUGUUGUUUUUGUCUCUCUGUCUAACCCCCCUCUUGUCCCCACAAUUCCCCCGUCUUCCUUUUUUUCUCUUUCUAUCCCUUCCUGCUCCGGCCCGGCUGCACCAAAUGAUAAUAUAAAUACAUUUAAUAAAGUCAAAUACAAAUAAGGCAACAAGAGAAGUAU
Messenger RNA from Entelurus aequoreus (snake pipefish), 6225 nucleotides. It is a transcript of the gene nlrx1, whose product is annotated as NLR family member X1. Lineage: Eukaryota; Metazoa; Chordata; Actinopteri; Syngnathiformes; Syngnathidae. Gene Ontology annotation, molecular function: protein binding. The coding region runs from base 419 to 3310 and encodes 963 amino acids. Gene Ontology annotation, biological process: negative regulation of canonical NF-kappaB signal transduction. The transcript is spliced from 13 exons. The record is from RefSeq and is a predicted model, not a curated record. Gene Ontology annotation, cellular component: mitochondrion.